AUGCCGAAGCGGAAAUGGCAAAGCCAAAGUUGCCAGUUCUGUCACAGCCCUGGGCAUAACGUGCGAGCGUGUCCGAAACUCGCCCAGAGGCUUUUCAAGGCAGUGCAGCGCAAGCACUGUGCCGACAAAGUGGCAGAUGCCGUGAGCCAGGGUGCGAGCUCCUUUGCUGUCUGCGGCAUCCAGGUGAGAUAUGGCUCCCGCAAAAGUGCAAAGAAGGCUGAGAACCGUCGAGUGAGGCAGGUUCAUCGCGGGACCCGUGGCAUUUCCAGUGCGAGAAAAAAACAGAAGCGCACAGCUGGAAAGACUUGGAAUGAACAAAGACGGACAGAGAAGCGAAAGACGAAGAAUGAGAAGCUGGUUCAGGCGGCUUUGCGUUACGAUGUCAUAGGAAAGGCUUGGUCAGACAUGAAGCAGCGCGGGUUCGUGAAACCUGGUGUCCGAGGAUGCAGAGGGACCUUCCUUUGUCCUAGCUGCCAGGACAGGCGCAGCUGUCUGUGCAGUAUGGCCCUCAAUGCCAGGCAGCAGAGAUCUGCGGCAGAGAGAGAAAAGCACGGAGAAUGGCUGCAGCAAGGUGGGAGGCAGAUGAACACCGUAUGGUUUCGUGGCACGAAGUGUGGCAAUCCCAUCUCCUGCAUUCGCUUCACACACCUGCCACAGAUGAAAUAUGGCAUGCCCCUUCCGCAGAUCAUGGACUUCAUCAAAGAGUUUACCGACCGCGCAGUGCCGAAUUUGCAGGACAUCUGCAAAUGUGUGGGUGUGAGUCGUUGCCCUUCCUCCAGGAAGCUCUAUGACUUUCUGCUCCAGAAGGAAGCUGGCAUCGUGGAAGCAGAUGGUACGGCCUUGAAGUUAUACAAGCGGAAGGGGCAUAAUAAUUUCAUUGCCCUUUGGGGGCUCGCAGAAAGGCCGCAGAAUGAGAAUCCGGCACGGAUGGUCGUGUACAUGAUGCCGGUGAAACAGGUUGCGCACAAUGCGGUGUGCCCCGUCGAAAGCAGGGCGGACGUCUUGAGCUGCAAAGGCUUGGAGCAUGUCGUCAGCGAAGAGACGGACAGCGGCAAGGUGACGUCCUUACUUGUGACCGACGGCGCCAAGCUUUAUGAGCGCUUAGCCAAGGAGCAUAAAUUGAAGCAUCGGUAUGUUGUCCACUCCAAGGGACAAUUUGCCGAGAAGAAGCGGGUCUCUGGCCGAGGCACGGUGAAUAUCAACACUGGCCUGAUUGACCAGCGCUGGUCUGCCAUCAAACACUAUGUCCCAAAGAGCUUGAACGGUAGCAGCAAGGAAGGCAGUACACCUACUUUUUGCCCGCAUCUGUGA
This is a messenger RNA of Symbiodinium sp. CCMP2592, 1311 nucleotides long. The record is from the annotation of a GenBank genome assembly. Lineage: Eukaryota; Dinophyceae; Suessiales; Symbiodiniaceae.